CUUGUGAAUAUUCCUAUGUAUUAUAUAAACAUAUAUUUGAAGGUUAGCUAGGUUGAAGAAUCAGUCACCUUUGUUUGCUACUUGUAACUUAGAAAUUCAGAACUCUAAUAUUUAUUUCUAUAUUCAUUUUUUUUUUCGAUAAAAACAAUAGCUUAGAGUGAGAAACUUUACAAGUGUCUUAGAAUUGUGAAUAACAUAAUAAUAAUAUGGAGAAAACAAAGGGCAAUGGAAUUGGCUGUGCAAAAGCAGAACAAAUGGUUUCGGCUUCAUCUCGGCGGAGGCCGCCACCUCCGCCGCCCCUUCCGAUGUUCUUGUGGGCUAAGAAGACUAAUCCAGAGAGUGUGACAAAGCAAGAAAUUGCUAUGUUCUGGAGGCAGAAACGCAUAGAGGAAGAAGAUCAUCUUCUUGCUGCUAUUAAGACUGCUGCUCGUAUUAGAGCCCGUAAUCUCUCUGAAGAAGAUUACAAAUGUUUUGAAGAGUCUUUAAUGGAUGAGGAGAAAGAUGAGAAUAACAGAGUUUCUUCUACUAAUGAAAUUAGAGUUGGGAUAAAGGACUGGUGGACAAAAAGCAAGUAUGCAUAUUUGAACCAACCGGCAAUCAAAACAAGGGACCCUCCAAAAGUAGGAAGAAGCUCCACUACUUAUGUUCCAAAUUGUUUCACUUACAAUCCUACAACUCCUCUCUAUCCAACUUUUCUUGGUGUCUUUUAAUUUACAUUACACCAUUAUUGCAGAAGCUAUUGAUCAAUUUCUAUGUUUAAGUUAAUAUAAUAUAUUUAUCUUUUGAAAGGAAUAAGGUUUCUUUCUUUUGGUAAACAUUAUUGGAAGUAUUUGAAUAUUGUAAAAAAAAAGUACUUGAUUUUGUUUGUUUGUUUGAACUAUUGAUUGUGUAGUUCAGUACUUUUCAGUUUCACUGAGUGUUACUCCAACAACUCUUUUGUA
This is a messenger RNA of Cannabis sativa, 941 nucleotides long. RefSeq lists its product as uncharacterized. The record is from RefSeq and is a predicted model, not a curated record. The transcript is spliced from 3 exons. Lineage: Eukaryota; Viridiplantae; Streptophyta; Magnoliopsida; Rosales; Cannabaceae. Bases 207 to 710 code for a protein of 167 amino acids.